ACACCCUCACUGCUGUGGUACCUCCUACACCACACACACACUCUCUCACUCUGUGCACACCCCCACUACUCCUGUAUCGCUCUCUCACCCUCACUGCAGUGGUACCUCUCUCAUCACACACACGCACACUCUCUCACCACACAUCACACUCACUGCUCCUGUGCCCAUCUCACCACAUCUCACUGCAGACACCCUCACUCUCCCUCUCUCCCUGUCUCCCUGCCAGCUCACCUCUGGGUGAAGAAUUGCCGUGAACUCUUACCCUCCUCUUCCCGCCCCUCUCGCUUCGAUCAGCCAAUCCAGGCCUCGCAGUGGCUUCGCAACUUCCGGGUCACCAACGAGCGCUUCCUGUCGCAGAUCAAGACGACUCGGCAGUACGUGUGGAGUAAGAGGGAGAGCACCGACGCCGGCCGGCCACUAGGGGAGCUGGUGGACCAGGGCCUGACUCGCGUCAAGAGCAGCAGCGACGUGGCCUCUGCCCUGAUGAGGGAGCUGCGCGGCCAGUGUGGGGGCGGGGCGUUCCGGCUGGCGGUGGCGGUGGACGGGGUCAACGCGCUCUGGGGCCGCACCGCGCUGCGCAAGGAGGACAAGAGCCCGGUACGCGUGCCAGUGUCCGUGUACAGCCAGAAGGAGUUCGAGAGCUGCUAUCAGUACUACCUCGACCGGCGCUGGUUACAGCACCCACACAGCCGCACAGAGGAGGGCAAGAACGAGCUGAUUUUCCUCUCCAGCAGGAACCCCUCGGUGCUGGAGAGGCUCUGUGGCUUCCUGUGACGUCUCUGACCGUUUGGCGCUGUGUUGUAUCUGAAUGACUUUGUAAUAAAAUGUUUAAAAGCCA
Messenger RNA from Lepisosteus oculatus (spotted gar), 838 nucleotides. The record is from RefSeq and is a predicted model, not a curated record. Lineage: Eukaryota; Metazoa; Chordata; Actinopteri; Semionotiformes; Lepisosteidae.